Messenger RNA from Neodiprion virginianus, 3302 nucleotides. Its product is annotated as zinc finger protein 436-like. Gene Ontology annotation, biological process: regulation of DNA-templated transcription. NCBI's taxonomy places the organism in Eukaryota, Metazoa, Arthropoda, Insecta, Hymenoptera, Diprionidae. Gene Ontology annotation, molecular function: DNA-binding transcription factor activity, RNA polymerase II-specific; RNA polymerase II cis-regulatory region sequence-specific DNA binding. The record is from RefSeq and is a predicted model, not a curated record. The transcript is spliced from 4 exons. The coding region runs from base 1143 to 3272 and encodes 709 amino acids.
CCCUGGAUAGAUUAUCUUACGUAACUUUACAUUAUUCCUCACCAGCGUUUCGUACUUUUCGGUCUGAUUGUUUAUUAAAAAGGUAUAACAUGUGGAUUGGCACUAUUGAUCAAUGGGUAUUGUUGCCCUUAUCGGUAGAUAUGACAAUUAAAACGUCUGGUACAGUGGGGAAUUGAUUUACGAUUCGAACGAAAUUUGCGAAUGGUAUCGCCACCGCUAGUGCCGUCCCUGAUAUAGAAUUGAUUGGUAGAAAACCAGUUGGUACACAAAGCCCACGACGGUUCGCGUCUACUUCACAACGGUAAUGAAUAAAUGGAUAGAACAAAUGCGAUAAAUUUGGAGGUUCACCAAAUGUUGUGCUUUAUGUUCGUUGGUUAAAAUACGUAUAAUAGAUAGUAAAAACGCAAGGCAGGGCAGACGCGAGGUUAUAUAAUGAGUGCUAAAACGGAAGGGAACGGAAUUCGAAUAUGGUGGACGACGACGUUGGGCGGCGCAAUGCUGCCACAAGAAACAAGUGACGCUUGCUCCCUCCAAAACUUUCCCAGCGUUGGUAGCAUUGGUUUUUGGUAGUUUACAAAUAAAAUGGCCGAUAUAUGAGGCUAUUUUGUAUGGACAAUAAAAUUUACUGUUUUAUAAAAUUAAUGACCAUCAGCGGUGCGCAAUUAUGUUUUAAAUAGUCGGAUUAGUGCGGUGAAGUGUAUGAAACGUGUAAGUAACGCGGGUGAAGGCUUGGGAGGGCCGUAAACGAGGUGGAGGUUGUCUUUUGGAGACCGUGGACGCCGCGAGCUUCCAAACGAGCUCGAAGCGGGCAGCGUUGUUGCGGGGACAGACACUUAUAAGCUUCAAUACAUGCAAAUCUCACGGAGCCGUCGUCUGAUUUUUUUAAAUUCAUCCGCGCGCGUUGGCGCACCAAAAGCUGAGCCAAGAUACGAUGACCAGAGAUCAGCCCUGCUUCCAGGAUACAGGAGCGUGACGUUCUCUCGGCCUCUCCGGGCCUCAGGGAGCACUUUCUAUACCCUGCAGAAAUACUCGCAGUCGUGGAGUCCACCGGAUCGGAUAAUGAAUUGACGUCGAGCGAAGGGUCCGUUAGUGUCACGGUCAGCAGCGGCGACGUCUUUCCCUCCAUUAUCCCCUUUGGCAAUAUGUGCACGACGCCUGGAAAUGCAGGUGCCGGAUUUGGUUACCCUUGGUCAUUUGGUGGGCCAGGUACUGACGCCCGUGAUAACGCUCAGAGUGAUUUAACUACAAACAUUAGCUACGCAGUAAACAAUAAUCAGGAUCAGGGUUCGAGUCAGAAAAUUCAGGUCGACGUCAAGCCGGCUAAGUUGGCCAACAGUGCCCACCGUCGUCCGGUUUUUAAUAUGAAUGAGAGUUGUCAACAGACUCCGACUACUCAUCACGGACACACAGGAGGAGCUCACAAUCAAACUCACGGGGUUCACGCUCGUGCCAAGAAGCAUCACGAUGUCUUCUCGAUAACCUGCGACAAAGGAGGUUGUAACUGUGACGCAUCCCACCCUACACCCCCCCCAUCCUUAUUCUCUAAUCCUUUGGUAUUUACCGCAGGCGAUAAACACGCCAUGAGUAAACAUUUUAUGACCCCGAUCGGACCGCUCCAGCUCACCGCUGAGGAGUGUAACGAGAUCCUCAUGAAGCGUGCUGCAGCUGCGUCCAACCAGGCUAACGCCAACAGCGUGGCGACAAGCCAGACGGACACGACAGCCCACCUUGGGCAUGUCUUCACUCACGUGAAUACAGUGCAGAUCGAGACCAAGGUCAAACAGCAACAGGACAUGGGGAGCCAGGUUCGGGUCCCCAAAGAACGGCCCUACUCAUGCUCAGAGUGCGGCAAGUCAUUCCUACUGAAGCAUCAUCUCACUACUCAUGCCAGAGUUCAUACUGGGGAGAGACCCCACAUUUGCCCCCACUGCGGCAAGAGCUUUGCUCACAAACACUGUUUACAUACUCACCUUUUGUUGCACAGUUCCGAGCGACCUUAUCAGUGUCGGGAGUGCAAAAAGUCAUUCACCCUGAAGCAUCACUUGGUAACUCACACCCGUGUCCACACGAGAGAGCGACCCUUCGUAUGCCAGGAGUGCGGUAGGGCAUUUCCAUUGAAACGCCACCUAGUUACCCACAGUAAAUUUCAUUCUGGAGAACGACCCUUUGUAUGCGAAGAAUGUGGCGAGUCAUUUUCACAGAAGGACCAUCUCGUCAUGCAUUCACGUUUCCACGGCAGCUUGCAUCCAUUCGUUUGCCACGACUGUGGUGCCACCUUUCAGAGAAAGUUUGAGCUGGUCAAUCAUGGGCGGUUGCACGGAAGGGUACCACACUCGUGUACGGUUUGCGGCAAAGAAUUUCUUCAGAAACGUACUCUACUUGCCCACAUGCGCUUGCACACUGGGGAGACUCCGUUUGCCUGCACUGUUUGCGGUGAGGCAUUUCCUCGCAAAGCUGAUUUGGUCGCUCACUCAAAGAUACACAAUAACAAUACCAGUCCAGAUGAGAAGCCAUUGACUUGCAGGGAAUGCGGAUUGGAAUUCUCAAAUCGCGAAGCACUAACUCUGCAUUUAAGGCUACAUUCUGGCGAUAGGACUCUGGUCACCGAUCUGUGCGGGCUAGCAGCAGCGUUCCAGCAAACACCAGGUCACUUCCUAACGCCAAAUACAACAGGGCCUCAUCAGUAUUUGCAGAUGAAUGGUCCUAUCGGAACGCCGGGUGUUAGCCACAUGCAUGGGGCAACGCAGACAUCCCCGCCAGUGGGUUCCGGGCCAAAACCGAAACCACAUCUUUGUCCGGAUUGUGGGCGCGGUUUCGCCCAAAAGCACGGGUUGUCACAGCAUCAGCGCCGUCACACGGACGGUAGCUGCCACAUCCGGUCCCACGUUUGCGACAAGUGCGGCAAGGCGUUCUUCCAAAAGAACCACUUGUUGCUUCAUCAACGUCAACACAUGGAUCCUCCACCCAGUCUACUUCGUCAGCAGCAGAGACAAGCAGCUCAGGCUGCGGCUCAGCAGGCUCAGCAGCAACAGCAACAACAGCAGCAGCAACAGCAGCAGCAGCAGCAGGUCCAACAACAGCAGCAGCAGCAAGCCUGCACUGUGGACACAAAAGCAAUACAGCUGCAAGCAAUACAACAGCAAGUUCAGGUUCAGCAGCAACAGCAGCAGCAACAACAACAACAACAACAACAGCAACAACAACAACAACAACAGCAACAACAACCGUGCACCGUUGAUACGAAAGCAAUACAAUUGAACGUCACCAUGUGAGACGGCACGAAUGGCAAUGAACCACGAAGA